UCCGGUUCAUUGAGCCGGAAGUGAACCGAACAGACACGCCGCACCGCCGCCUCUCUCGUGCCAGUAAUUGUGACGACAUUCUAGACAAUUCUGCUCCUUUCCGCGAACCCCGCAUUGUUGUCAUCGGGGGACAGAGACCACUGUGAACCAACUGUGGUCACAAUAAGAUGAGAGAAAGCUGUGUGAGGUCGACUGAGAGGAGCACAGUGACCGUGGAGCAAAGCUAACCCACGAAUGGCCUGCCAGUCUGUUGCUGCAAUCAUGGACGAGCAGGCCCUGCUGGGGCUCAACCCGAAUGCUGAUGCCCGAUACAGGCAGAGGGCCAUGGCAUACUUCGAGCAGCUGAAGGAGUCGCAGGACGCCUGGGAGGUGUGUGCACAGGCGCUUGCUAAAGGCGUCUACAGUGAUGACCACGUCAAGUUCUUUUGCUUCCAAGUUUUGGAGCAUCAGAUCAAGUUCAGACACAGCGGGCUAAGUGGCGCCCAGCAGCAACUCAUCAGAGAGACGCUGAUGAAGUGGCUGCAGAUGCAGUUGAUGAACACUCAGCCUGAGAAGGUCUUUAUCAGGAACAAAGCUGCUCAGGUGUUUGCUCUCACCUUCAUCAUGGAGUACCUCACCCUCUGGCCCAAGUUCUUCUUUGACAUCCUGUCCCUGGUGGGUGUCAACCCUCACGGCGUGGACAUCUACCUAAGGACGCUCAUGGCCAUCGACGCCGAAGUAGUGGACCGAGACAUCCUACACGCACCUGAGGACACGCGCAGGAACACUUUGAUUAAAGACACCAUGCGUGAGCAGUGCAUUCCCAGCCUGGUGGAGUCCUGGUUUCAUAUCCUACAGACGUACCAACAAACCCACCCCGAGCUCACCUGCCAGUGUUUGGAGGUGGUCGGAGCCUACGUGUCCUGGAUCGAACUCAGCCUCAUCGCAAAUGAACGGUUCGUUAACGUGCUGCUAAGCCACAUGUCAGUGGAUGAGCUCCGAGAAGAGGCCUGUGACUGUCUGCUGGAGAUUGUCAACAAGGGCAUGGACCCCCUGGACAAGACCAAGCUGGUGGAGUCUCUCUGUCAAGUCCUGCAGUCUGCUGGAUUCUUCAACGUGGACCAGGAGGAGGAUGUGGAUUUCCUGGCUAAAUUCUCGCGUCUGGUCAACGGGAUGGGCCAGAGUCUGGUCUUGAGCUGGACCAAACUGGUCAAGGCAGGAAGCUUAAAAGACGCUACCGACACGCUACACGCUUUGGAGGCCAAAAUUCCCCUAAUGCUACAACUACUGGUGCACCAGGACGACGACAUCUCGGCCAAUGUGGUGGGAUUCUGCUACGAGUACCUUCACGUCCUCAAACAGCUUCCUGAACUAAGUGAGCGUCAGAAGAGCAACAUGGAGGCCAUAAUGCUGGCGGUUAUCAAGAAGCUGACGUAUGAUGACGAAUACAAUUUUGAAAACGAGGGUGAGGACGAGGCCAUGUUUGUGGAGUACAGGAAGCAGCUGAAGAUGCUGUUGGACCGUCUAGCCCAGGUGUCUCCUGAGCUGCUGCUGGAAGCUGUCCGUCGUGUCUUCAACACCACCAUGCAGAAUUGGCAGAGCACCUCCUUCAUGGAGGUGGAAGUGGCUGUCAGGUUGCUGUACAUGCUGGGCGAGGCGCUGCCCACUUCUCACGGUGCUCACUUCUCAGGAGACACCGUGAAGACCAGCGCUCUGCAGGACAUGAUGAGGACGCUGGUGACGUGUGGCGUCAGCGGCUACCAGCACUCGUCUGUGUCUCUGGAAUUCUUUGAAACGGUCGCCCGAUAUGAUAAAUUCUUCAUCGUUGAGCCGCAGCACAUCCCCAUUGUAUUGAUGGCUUUUCUGGACCAUAGAGGACUGAGACACAACAGUCCAAAGGUCCGCAGCCGGGUGGCUUAUCUUUUCUCCCGGUUCAUCAAAACACUGCACAAACACAUGACGGCCUUCAUCGAGGACAUCCUGACCCGGAUCCAGGACCUGCUGGAGCUGGCUCCUCCUGAGAACGGUUUCCCGGCACUUCUUACCAACGACGACCAGCUCUUCAUGUUCGAGUCGGCCGGCGUGCUGAUAGUGAGUGGCGAGAGUCCGGUGGAGAGAAAGCAGGCCAUGAUGAGAGGUCUUCUGGCGCCGCUGAUGGAUGCCUUCCGCUUGCUGCUUACCAAGCUUCCGCUGGAGACGGACGAGGAGAGGCAGGUCGCCGUCGCCGACUGCCUAAGCCACGCUGUCGGCUUCGCCAGUCGCACCAGCAAGGCGUUCAGCAAUAAGCAGACAGUGAAGCAGUGCGGCUGCACGGAGGUCUACAGAGACUGUCUGCACACCUUCCUGCCUGCGCUGAGCUGCCCCCUCCAGCGGGGGGUGCUGCGCAGCUGCGUGCGCUCUUUCUUGCACCGCAUGAUCAUCUGCCUGGAGGAAGAGGUGCUGCCCUUCAUUCCCGCCGCUUCCGAACAUAUGCUGAAGGACUGCGAGGCCAAAGACCUGCAGGAGUUUAUCCCGCUCAUCAGCCAGAUUACCGCCAAGUUCAAACGGCAGGUGUCUCCAUUCCUGCAGCAGGUGUUCAUGCCGCUUGUGCUAGCUAUCUUCGAGGCGUUAGCUCGGCCGGCCGAGGACAACGACCAGGCCGCCGCUCUGGAGAAGCAGAUGCUGCGCAGGAGCUACUUCUCCUUUAUCCAGACCAUCGCAGGAAGCGGCAUGAACGAGGUCAUGGCCAACCAAGGAGCAGAGAACAUGGAGCGUGUGGUGUUCACCAUCAUCCAAGGUGCAGUGGAUUUCCCUGACCCUGUGGCCCAAAAGACCUGCUUUAUCAUCCUGGCCAAGCUGGUGGAGAUUUGGGGGGGCAAAGACGGCAUGGUGGGCUUUGACGACUUUGUGUACAAGCACAUUGUUCCCGCCUGCUUCCUGGCUCCCCUCAAGCCAACCUUUGACCUUUCAGACGCUCAGACCGUACUGACGCUUUCCGAGGUGGUCGUCACGCUGAAGAUGAUCCACGUCAAACAGGGGCCGGAGUUUGUUCAAUUCCUCCAGCACAACUACCUGCCUUCCCUUCACGUGUCUCCCGACAUCGCACAGGAGCUGUGUCACGUCCUCCAACAGCCAGACAUCAAAGUCUUAAAAACCUACAUGAAGGCGUUCUUCCAGCGAGCCAAGCUGUAGGGGGUGAAAGGGCACAGGAAGUCGGCAUAGGAGCUGCAGUUUGCACUUGAAAGCGAGCCCGGUGUAUCUAAGCGAGGUCAAGGGUCAGCGAGCGGCGGAGCCCGUGACAAGACGAGCUGUCCACGUGAACUCUGAACUUUGCAGGAGGCGUGGCUUAGUGUGGAGAACUUUUUUUUUUUUUUUUAAUUCUCCUAAGAACGCUAAAGGGCUGAAUUUUUAUUUUUUUUGGCGUGACCUAAUUUAAUAUGCAAAUCAUGUGUCAAUCAUCUCAGCUCUUGAAUUAAGAUGUUUCGGUUCCAUAAGAGGAACAAGGCGUAAAUAUAACGACCAGCGUUCUUCGCUUUAGUUUUUUGUUCUCUAAUGACAAAUAGAGGAAAUAAAACACUUUAAAGACUUCACUGUGAACAAAUGAAAUGUGGCUUAGAUAAUAAACAUGUAUUGUUUAUUUUACAGCAUGUAGCUUUAAGUAAAGGAAAGAAUUUUUUUUUCAA
Molecule: messenger RNA, 3641 nt
Organism: Nerophis ophidion (straightnose pipefish)
Lineage: Eukaryota; Metazoa; Chordata; Actinopteri; Syngnathiformes; Syngnathidae
Gene: xpot
Product: exportin, tRNA (nuclear export receptor for tRNAs)
Exons: 25
Coding region: 235-3150 (971 amino acids)
Biological process (GO): tRNA re-export from nucleus
Cellular component (GO): nuclear matrix; cytoplasm; nuclear pore
Molecular function (GO): small GTPase binding; tRNA binding
Source: RefSeq, a predicted model, not a curated record